AUGACCAGAUUGCCAGGCCAGCCGGAGUUGCACGCGGCCCAGUUCUCUGGCUACGUCCAUGUCAACAGGGGGGCGUCUCUCUUCUACUGGCUAGUAGAAGCUGUUGUCGACAACAAGAAGAAGCCACUCGUCCUGUGGCUUAACAGAGGACCCGGGUGCUCCUCCAUCGGCUACGGCGCAUUUCAGGAGCUCGGCCCAUGCCUAGUCUCGCACAUUGGAACGGAGAAGCGAACUUGUUGUUCUUGGAUUCGCCUGCCGGAGUUGGGUUUUCUUUCUCCACUAACAUCUUCACUCGAUAUGGAGACCACUCCACAGAGAUUCCCAGGGUAUAAACGCCGAGCCUUCUACAUUGCCGGAGAAAGCUAUGCCGGUUAUUAUAUUCCGUCAUUGGCAGAGAUCAUUCUGAAGAGGAACUCCGGGAAAACAAAUCCGGUGAUGAAUCUCCGAGGCAUUUUGAUGGGUAAUCCUGCCUUAGACCGGGAGACCGAACUGAAAGGCAGAGCUCUAUACUUUUGGAGCCACGGUCUUAUCUCGGACGAUACUUACCAAGGGCUAUCGAGUACUUUGUGCAGCUCUCUUAAGACAUACAGAUUGAAGGCAUGUGAGCCCUACUUCAUCAUAUAUUUGCUCAAGGAAGCUGGAAAUGUUAAUGGAUUUAAUGUACUAAGGACAGAGUGCAAGAAAAAGGAGGUGUCUAAGUAUUGUCUCGAUUGGAUUACCACCAAGUACAUGAACAGGAAGGAUGUGCAGCAAGCCUUCCAUGCAAUCCCCACCGCAUGGACACUUUGCAGUAAGGCUAUACAACAGAGCUACAGCCUUCCUGCUAAGGAAAAGUCGAUGUUGCCCACCCACUCCGGAGCUACUCAUUCGGUCGGGCUUGCAAAUUUGGAUAUACAGUGGAGAUGCAGAUUCAAUGAUUCCUUUCACAGCAACUCGGAUUGCUAUUUCCAAGCUGCAUCUCAAGAGGAAGGCAAAAUGAUCAGUGGAUGGUCUGAGAUAUACGAAGGGAUUACCUUCGUGACGAUCAGGGGAUGCAGUCAUGAGGUCCCAAUGUACGCGCCUACUCAAGCACUCAAGGUGUCGAGCACUUUUUAG
This is a messenger RNA of Syzygium oleosum, 1095 nucleotides long. Its product is annotated as serine carboxypeptidase-like 28. Lineage: Eukaryota; Viridiplantae; Streptophyta; Magnoliopsida; Myrtales; Myrtaceae. The record is from RefSeq and is a predicted model, not a curated record. Gene Ontology annotation, molecular function: serine-type carboxypeptidase activity. The coding region runs from base 1 to 1095 and encodes 364 amino acids. Gene Ontology annotation, biological process: proteolysis. The transcript is spliced from 9 exons. Gene Ontology annotation, cellular component: vacuole.